Molecule: messenger RNA, 2543 nt
Organism: Brienomyrus brachyistius
Lineage: Eukaryota; Metazoa; Chordata; Actinopteri; Osteoglossiformes; Mormyridae
Product: leucine-rich repeat-containing protein 4C-like
Exons: 3
Coding region: 514-2418 (634 amino acids)
Biological process (GO): regulation of axonogenesis; modulation of chemical synaptic transmission; synaptic membrane adhesion
Cellular component (GO): plasma membrane; glutamatergic synapse; postsynaptic density membrane
Molecular function (GO): cell-cell adhesion mediator activity
Source: RefSeq, a predicted model, not a curated record
GAUUUCAAACAACAGAAAAUGUAGCAGCAAACAAAAAAAGGAUAUCUUGGAAAUAGGUCAUUUUCCCGUCACAGAAGCGACUGAGAAACGGUGCGGUGAGAAAAUACAUCGAGACAGACCACCAGCACAUGUAUGCGCUAAACGCAGCCUCUCCGCACGUCGAAGGAAUGAUUAUGAGAUAUUUCUUGCUUUAACGUCUACCUGCACGCCUGAAGAGACCCACCAGUUGUUUCGGAUACAGUCGCGGAUUACAAACUGGCGAGCUUAAAAGCUCAUGAGAUACGACUGUGAAAAAAGGGGGUACCUUUCUUGUGGAUGUGCGACGUGUAUCAUUGCUUGUCUUAGAUGCGAUGUACGCAGGAACUGACUUAUCCAGGAAGGCUGUUGAUGCGGUGCCUGUGGAUUUCUCCUUAUGACUGCUUGCUGCACACAUCUUCAAAGAUAACCAGCUUCAUGGAUACUCCAAUUCACAGAUGGGGACCACAAUCCUAUAAACUAUGAAUAUUAAACAAGAUGACAUCCUACGUACAGGAGCAGAUGAUGAGAGGUCCUAGGUGGAACACACCCCUGAACAGCCCCCUCUUUGUGCUGCUGGUGCUUGCCCUUCAGCUGCUGGUGGUGGCGGGUCUGGCACGAGCCCAGACCUGUCCGUCAGUCUGUUCCUGCAGCAACCAGUUCAGCAAGGUCAUUUGCACCCGCCGUGGACUGAAGGACGUUCCUGAUGGAAUUUCAACCAACACACGUUACCUGAACCUCCAGGAGAACCUCAUCCAAGUCAUCAGGGUGGACAGCUUUAAUCACCUGCUGCACCUCGAGAUCCUGCAGCUGAGCAAGAAUCACAUCCGUAGUAUUGAGAUUGGCGCUUUCAAUGGAUUGGCCAACCUCAACACACUGGAACUGUUUGACAACCGCUUAACUACCAUUCCCAAUGGGGCCUUUGAAUACCUCUCCAAGUUGAAGGAGCUCUGGCUGAGAAAUAAUCCCAUUGAGAGCAUCCCCUCCUAUGCCUUCAACCGGGUGCCUUCCCUGAGGAGAUUAGACCUGGGUGAGUUGAAGCGUUUAUCUUAUAUCUCUGAGAGGGCCUUUGAGGGCUUAAGCAACCUACGUUACUUGAACCUGGGCAUGUGCAACCUGAAAGAGAUCCCCAACCUUCUCCCCUUAGUGAGACUAGAUGAGCUGGAGAUGUCUGGUAAUCAGCUCUCUGUCAUUCAGCCUAGCUCUUUCAAAGGGCUGGUCCACCUGCAAAAACUGUGGAUGAUGCAUGCCCAGAUUCAUACCAUUGAGAGAAACUCCUUCGAUGAUCUGCAAUCACUGGUAGAGCUAAAUCUGGCCCAUAACAACCUCACUUUCCUGCCCUAUGACCUUUUUACCCCCCUGCACCAUCUGGAGAGGGUGCAUUUGCACCACAACCCCUGGAACUGUAACUGUGAUAUCCUGUGGCUGAGCUGGUGGUUGAAAGAGAUGGUGCCAGCUAAUACCAGCUGUUGUGCCCGCUGCAGCUCACCCUCCAGCCACAAGGGUCGUUACAUUGGGGAGCUGGACCCAAACUAUUUUCAUUGUUAUGCCCCCGUUAUUGUGGAGCCUCCUACAGAUGUAAAUGUGACAGAAGGCAUGGCCGCAGAGCUGAGAUGCCGUACAAGCUCUUUGACUUCCAUCAGCUGGAUUACUCCAGAUGGCUCCAUCAUAACACACGGAGCGUACAAAAUACGCAUCGCAGUGCUUAAUGAUGGAACACUAAACUUUACCAAUGUCACAGUGCAGGACACAGGUACCUACACCUGCAUGGUGAGCAAUUCAGCAGGCAACACUACGGCGUCAGCUGUGCUUAACGUGUCUUCACUAGAGAACAGCGGUUUUAGCUACUUCACAACGGUUACCGUAGAGACUACUGAGCUGUCUGACAAUGAAGAGAGGACUCCUGGGCGGCACAACCGGAGGCCCACCCCUUUCUCUAGUGGAUGGAAGACCUCCACUGUACAGACACCCUUCUCCACCAAAAGCACGGAAAACGGCUAUUCCGUUACUGACACAGAUGUCAUUCGUGGCUCUGUGAAUGGGCUGGAUGAGGUGAUGAAGACGACCAAGAUCAUCAUUGGUUGUUUUGUGGCCAUCACUCUGAUGGCUGCUGGUAUGCUUGUCAUCUUUUAUAAAAUGCGUAAACAGCACCACCAGCAGAGCCACCAAUCUCCCACUCGGACCAUUGAGAUCAUCAACGUAGAUGAGGACCUGACAGGGGGACCAGCUUUGGAGACGCAGCUGUCGCUACCUCCUCUGGAGCAUGAGCACCUCAACCACUACAAUUCAUAUAAGACUAUGUACAACCAUGCCUCUGCUCUCAAAUCCUUGCACAGUUCUGGGCAUGAACCUUUGCUAAUCCGAACCACCUCAAAAGACAAUGUACAAGAGACCCAAAUUUGAUUCUUUUCAUGAAAGGAAACUUAAAAUGGACAUGCAUAACUAGUAAGCUUGGAGUGAAGCAGUAUGUGAUGACAAUAAUUGCUUCAAGAACUGUGGUAUAUCUCCAUUUCAAAAGUCUUUAAAAA